Molecule: messenger RNA, 432 nt
Organism: Brassica napus (rape)
Lineage: Eukaryota; Viridiplantae; Streptophyta; Magnoliopsida; Brassicales; Brassicaceae
Product: DNA-binding protein HEXBP-like
Exons: 1
Coding region: 1-432 (143 amino acids)
Molecular function (GO): nucleic acid binding; zinc ion binding
Source: RefSeq, a predicted model, not a curated record
AUGAGAGUGGAACUGAGGAAUAGCUGCAACGUGAGGGAGUAUCGUGAUGUCCAUGAGCUGAUUGAGAAAGCCGCAGAACAGGAAUCAGGGCUCGAGGAAGAACGAAAACAGAACCAGAACUCCCAGAACCGGGGUGCCAAACGGCCCCGGGAUGCACUGCCCGCGGCUGAGCCUGCCCCAUUAAGGCCCGCAUGUGAAAGGUGUGGACAAUUCCAUGCGGGGGAGUGCAGAGCAGGAGCAUGCUUCGCCUGCGGCGAGCGCGGCCAUAUGGCGAGGGAUUGCCCGAAGGAGAGACAGGCCAAACGCAGGUGCUGUCACCGCUGCGGCCAGGAGGGACAUCAGGCGUGGGAGUGCCCAACACACCAAAGAGGAAAUGCGGAAGGGACGCAACCCCAACAGCAGAGAGGGCAAGCCGCAGGGCCAAGAGCGUAA